This is a messenger RNA of Carya illinoinensis, 1194 nucleotides long. RefSeq names its product probable pyridoxal 5'-phosphate synthase subunit PDX2. Gene Ontology annotation, biological process: pyridoxal 5'-phosphate biosynthetic process; pyridoxine metabolic process. Gene Ontology annotation, molecular function: glutaminase activity. Lineage: Eukaryota; Viridiplantae; Streptophyta; Magnoliopsida; Fagales; Juglandaceae. Gene Ontology annotation, cellular component: glutaminase complex; cytosol. The transcript has 7 exons. Bases 149 to 907 code for a protein of 252 amino acids. The record is from RefSeq and is a predicted model, not a curated record.
AAUUUGGACCACGAAACGAAAAUAGGAGAGUCAAGGAAGGUGGUGAGAAAGAGGUCAGGUUCCAAUUCCACUAACAAGGAGGCCAUUGUAAACCAGAGGUCCUUCAGUCGCAUACGACUCUCUUUCUCUCGCUCACUACUCCACCUCCAUGGCUGUCGUCGGCGUCCUCGCUCUACAGGGAUCUUUUAACGAACAUAUCGCAGCGCUGAGAAGGCUCGGGGUCAAAGGCGUGGAGAUAAGGAAGCCCGAGCAACUAGACAGCGUAGCUUCCCUUAUCAUUCCUGGAGGAGAGAGCACCACCAUGGCUAAGCUCGCUCAGUACCACAACCUGUUUCCUGCUCUGCGUGAGUUUGUUACAAUGGGGAAGCCUGUUUGGGGGACCUGUGCAGGGCUUAUUUUCUUGGCAAACAAAGCUACCGGGCAGAAAAGAGGUGGGCAGGACCUAGUUGGGGGCCUAGAUUGUACUGUAAAUAGAAAUUUCUUUGGCAGUCAGAUUCAAAGCUUUGAGGCAGAGCUGUCGGUACCUGAACUUGCUUCUAAAGAAGGUGGUCCAGAGACAUUUCGUGGAGUAUUCAUCCGUGCUCCCGCAAUUCUUGAAGUAGGGCCGGAAGUUCAAGUGCUGGCUGAGUGUCCUGUCCCAUCAAACAAGGUGUUGGCUUCAAGAGCUGAUGUUGAAGACCAAGAGGAGAAAUUGUCUGAAAAGAAAGUGAUUGUAGCUGUAAGGCAGGGAAACUUGCUAGGGACUGCCUUCCAUCCUGAAUUGACAGCAGAUACUCGAUGGCAUAGUUACUUUUUGAAGAUGUCAAGCGGUGUCGCAGAAGGGGCCUCAAGUAGCAUUGUUGCUGUCGGGGGAGAGGGUUUAAGUUUAAGCAGGCAGCCAAUCAUCGACCUUCCCAUAUUUCAAUAGUUUCAGGCAGAAACUAAUAAUUAUCUCUACCAUAUGUUUUCUCCCCUAGUUUGCUUUCAAGGGUUUGGGUUUUUUUUUUUUUUUUUUUUGGCCUUUUAAAGGUCAUUCACAUUGAGCAAGUAUUCUUUAUGGUUGGUUUAGCUCUAUAGUAGACAUCCGGUUUUCCCCCAUAAGGGUAUUUUGAGAACUGCUACAAACACAAAGAGAAUAUACAAAAACAAACUUACAAACUGAUGUGGUUUCAUGAGAUCUGUUAGAUAUACUUUACAAUAAAAUUAACUUUACAA